Molecule: messenger RNA, 1369 nt
Organism: Colius striatus (speckled mousebird)
Lineage: Eukaryota; Metazoa; Chordata; Aves; Coliiformes; Coliidae
Exons: 4
Coding region: 75-1283 (402 amino acids)
Biological process (GO): spindle organization
Cellular component (GO): centrosome; spindle pole
Source: RefSeq, a predicted model, not a curated record
CGGCGGCCGCGGCUCUUCCUUUGGGCCUGCGGAGGGGCCCCGGCUCGGCCCCACGAGCCCGCACGGUGCCGCAGAUGAAGCGCAGAGGCCGGGGAGGUGCGGCCCGGCAGGCCGGAGCGUGCGAUGUCUGGCUGGACACCGCCGAGCGGAAGCAGAGCGCGGCGCAGUCUCUCAUAGCCAAGCCAAAAGUAUCUGGUUGGAUUCUGGAAAGCAGGAAAGCCUUGGCUGGCAUCACACAGACAAGAACCUCUCAGCUGCGCACCAAGCAAACCACCAUCUCCGCCUUCUUCAGCACUCAGACGGACAAAAAAGACAAAGAAAACUGCAGGCCAUACCCAUUCACCCUGAAUAAAGACUGUAAAGGAAAAAGUAUUUGUUUACCUGCCUGCCCUGUGAAGAUCUUGGCUUUGCCACAAGUGGAGGAAGCUCAGAAACAAUCCCUUGAGGCUGAGGAGGAGACAGUGCAGGUCACACCCCAGCAUCGUGCACAGAAAGCAUUGGCUUCCCCGGCUCCUUUGCCAGACCCUUGGGUCUUCCAAGUGGAGUCCCACAGCAAGAGCAAAGCCUUCAGUGGAGUGGGAGAGGAUUGCUGCAUCUUCAGCUUCACCCAGGACACUGAGGGCAACCGGAUCAUUGCUCACAGAAACCAGCCUGAUUUAUUUUCUGGAGAAACAAUUUCAGCGAGUGUUAGUGUAACUUCAGAGUGUGGGAUAAAGAAACAACAGGGCCGUUCCUUCCUGGGGGAGGUAAGGACCAGACUUGAUUUCCAACCAGGACUUGGUGCAAACCACAGUAAGAAUCCACACCAGUCAAGCCAGGUUAAUAUCUUAACUGAUUUCUCUGAGACUGAGACUAUAAAUCCUGCCAUAACACAAGACAGCACUUGGGCUGUUGGCUUUUACUCCUCUCCAAGACGACCAGAUGGAGCACAGCCUCUGCAAGAGUGCAGUCAGAACGCUGGCACUGGCCCAGCCAAGGAUGGACACCAUACUCCCUGCAGGCAACUGUUCACCCAGGACUCAGAAGGGAACAGAGUCAUUGCUCACUGUGGCUGGAAGGUCUCGUCUCCUCACAGGGAUGAGGACAGCUCUCACAGGAAGCUGCUGAGCUACACUGACAGAAGAGAUGCAGCAAAUGCUGUGAAGAGGAUCUUGAGCACAGCAGGGGAACAGCCAUUAGAGGUGUGCUACGAUGUACUGUUCACACAGGAUUCGGAAGGGAACAGAGUGAUUAAACACUGGUAUGGUCCAGCCAGCAUAUGCGGUAGACCCAUGCAGCAGUAGACCCAUGCAGCAGUAGACCCAUGCAGCAGGCAGGACUUUUGUUCUCUGAAAUGUUGCUUUAAUAAAAAUAAAGUUUUGAAGGAGUA